Molecule: messenger RNA, 603 nt
Organism: Kazachstania africana CBS 2517
Lineage: Eukaryota; Fungi; Ascomycota; Saccharomycetes; Saccharomycetales; Saccharomycetaceae
Gene: RPL16B
Product: 60S ribosomal protein uL13
Exons: 1
Coding region: 1-603 (200 amino acids)
Biological process (GO): negative regulation of translation; translation
Cellular component (GO): cytosolic large ribosomal subunit; ribosome
Molecular function (GO): mRNA binding; structural constituent of ribosome
Source: RefSeq, a predicted model, not a curated record
AUGUCUACUUUCGAAAAAGUCGUUGUCAUUGACGGUAAGGGCCAUUUAUUAGGUCGUUUAGCUUCUAUUGUUGCUAAAGAAUUAUUAAACGGUCAAAAGGUUGUUGUUGUCAGAGCUGAAGCCUUAAACGUUUCUGGUGAAUUCUUCAGAAAUAAAUUAAAGUACCAUGACUACUUGAGAAAAGCUACCAUUUUCAACAAAACUAGAGGUCCAUUCCACUUCAGAGCCCCAUCUAGAAUCUUCUACAAAGCUGUCCGUGGUAUGAUUGCUCACAAGACUGCCCGUGGUAAGGCUGCUAUGGAAAGAUUAAAGGUCUUCGAAGGUGUUCCACCACCAUACGACAAGAAGAAGAGAGUUGUUGUUCCAAACGCUUUAAGAGUCUUAAGAUUAAAACCAGGUAGAAAGUACACCACCUUAUCUAAGUUAUCUUCUUCCGUCGGUUGGAAAUACGAAGAUGUUGUUGCUAAGUUAGAAGAAAAGAGAAAGGUCAGAUCUGCCGAAUACUACGCCAAGAAGAAGGCUUUCAACAAGAAGGUCUCUGCUGCUAACGCUGCUGCUUCCGAAUCUGAUGUUGCUAAGCAAUUAGCUGCUUUCGGUUACUAA